CUCCCGCAAGCUGGUUGCUACCGGGUGCUGAAAUGCUUUCAGGCUUUCAGACUUCAGUGCUCAGUGCCGGUACGCACGCGGUAACACUUCAGAUUACUUGGUGUACGAUAAACACAACACAUUUUACGGUGCAUGUGAGUUAUUUUUGAGUAUUUUAUGGUAAGGUUAGAAAAUCUCAGAUGAAUGAAGACAACAGCUACUACAGCUACCUGGGCACCGACUACGACAACAACAGCACUGUUGAUCCACAUUCCAUCUUCAACUGGUACGAACUUGCACCUACAUUGAUCAUCUAUGGCAUUACCUUCGUCCUGGGACUCACAGGAAAUUCGCUUAUCAUUAUUGCUACAUUCAGAUACAGAAGAAUGAAGAACGUAACCAAUGUGUUGCUAUCCAGCCUAGCAAUGUCAGAUCUUCUGUUGAUAGUAUUUUGUAUACCUGUCAAGGUGGCGAAGCUGUUUUCAUACACUUGGCGAAUGGGUGUUUUUAUUUGCAAGGGAGUUCACUACAUGCAGAAUUUGUCUGCUAUCUGCUCCGUAUUGACGCUAACAGCAAUAAGCUUAGAAAGAUAUUAUGCUAUUGUGUAUCCAAUGAAGGCAAAAUAUACUUGCACUCUGAGCCAAGCUAAGAAGAUUGUUAUAGUGAUUUGGAUAUUGUCAGUAGUUCUAUCGAUACCAACACUUGAAGGACAGAUUCAUCUACCAGUAGGUCCAACUAAAGAAUACCGCUACUGUGUCAGAAACUGGGAUAAUGGGAGAGUUUGGAAGUUUCACGAGUUGUAUCUGUUGUUCGUGGUGUUAGUGGGUCCUUUCAGCAUAAUAACUUUUUCUUACGUCACUAUCUGCCGAAAGAUUUGGAAAGUUAUGGGGAAGACGCUAACAACCAAUGAGCAACCGCUAUCCCGUAAUUAUCGCUCUCUACCAACGGAUGAAAAGCAGUCAACAGUUACUAGCGCAUGUGGAGAAUGGGGCAGUACCAGAAAAUCUACCAACCAGCAUCACGACACGCACGUGGUUCAGCAAGUGAUCUUCAUGCUGGUUGUAGUGGUAGCACUGUUCGCAAUCUGUUGGGCACCUCUGCUUGUUGACAAUGUGCUCACCGCUUUUGCGGUGUUACCACAUAUGAGAUUUGGUGGGUUGAAAUACAUGUCGAGUGCGUUUCAUUUACUUGCGUACUUCAACAGCUGCGUCAAUCCAGUGGUCUACGGGUUCAUGUCAAAGAAUUUUCGAGACAACUUUUUGCUGCAAAUAUGCUUCAAACCCCAUCCCAGAGAGAGAGAGAGCGUCUUUGAGAAGACUCUCAGCCUUAAGCGACUGUCUAGGAUGGAGUCUCAGACAAAAAGCACUACUAUUAGGUCUUAAGUUUUAUUAAUGUGCUGUGAUUAUUAGAUGUGGAUGGGAUGUAAGAAGAAAUAAUACCUUAAAGUCUAUAA
Acanthoscelides obtectus is the source of this 1432-nucleotide messenger RNA. The record is from the annotation of a GenBank genome assembly. NCBI's taxonomy places the organism in Eukaryota, Metazoa, Arthropoda, Insecta, Coleoptera, Chrysomelidae.